UUGGCGGUUGAGAGCGAGCCGUGAUUUUCAUUGUGCCAAUCUUCAACUGUAACCGUCUCUCUUCUCCUUCUUCCCUUGUUCUUCGCUCACACCUCUCACGUACGUACUAAGAAGAUGCCUGUGACUGCUGCACUACCUGCUUCGGCGAGAGCAGGAGCUUCCGUCGCCUGCGCUCACGACCGCCGGUUGGGCAUCUGUAGCCGCCAUCACGCUCCCUCUCUCCUCCACCCUCGCCAAUCCUCUGCUCGAGCCAUCAGCGCUCGAUCACGGCCGCCGAUUUCAGUCGGCGACAAGCAACUCGCUAUUGCUCGCAAGCUCGCAUUCGUCGUGAGAGCAGCCGAUUCCACUCAGCCUGCGACCGCUGGCAAGGCGAUUAUCCCUGACGAUGAGUUCUCUCUAGCCAAGGUUUCAUUCGGUGUUAUUGGGUUGGGAGUUGGAGUUUCGCUCCUGUCUUAUGGAUUUGGUGCAUAUUUCAAUAUCCUCCCUGGUUCUGAAUGGUCUGCCUUGAUGCUGACGUAUGGUUUCCCUCUGACAAUUAUUGGUAUGGCUUUGAAGUAUGCUGAGCUCAAACCGGUACCAUGCUUGACAUAUUCAGAUGCUCAAAUAUUGAGGGAGAACUGUGCCACCCCAAUCUUAAAGCAGGUUAGAAGUGAUGUCAUUAGAUAUCGAUAUGGAGACGAGCAGCAUUUGGAUGAGGCAUUGAAACGAAUCUUCCAGUAUGGCCAGGGUGGUGGAAUCCCACGAAGGAGUGCACCCAUACUACAGAUGAUCCGCGAAGAAGUAACUGACGAAGGAAAAUACUGCUUGGUUUUGGUAUUCGAGGCAAAAGCAUUGCAGCUAUCUGAUUUUGAGCAAAGACAGGCAAAGUUUGCUUCAUUUUUUGGACCUGGCAUUUCAGCUGAAGUAGAGAACAAGCAUGUGGUUGGUGAUGAUGGUGAACCUUCAAUUGCAGCGAAGGGAGAGCAGGAUCUCUAUGAAGUGAGACUCAUCUCCAACACAACCCCGAAUGCAUCGUCUUGACGGAGGAAGCAAGCUAACACAUUCUUGUUCUCUCUCCUGGUACUUCGGCGUAAUGCCACAGAAAAGCUACUGAGAGAGAUUCUCUGCAGUGUUUUUUCUUUGCUGAUGGCACUGUAAAUGGAUGAGAGGAUGUGCGACAAAAAAGGUAUAUAUUAUGUGACCGAUAUACAAAAUGUACGGUUUCACGUUCCAUUUUGCCGAUACUUCCACACCGUUGUACUUAUUGUCAACAGGCCCACUAUCUAGGAACAGUAAAAAUUGAGGUUUUCCAGCUUCCUCCAGAAA
Molecule: messenger RNA, 1305 nt
Organism: Rhodamnia argentea
Lineage: Eukaryota; Viridiplantae; Streptophyta; Magnoliopsida; Myrtales; Myrtaceae
Product: thylakoid membrane protein slr0575
Exons: 9
Coding region: 115-1020 (301 amino acids)
Source: RefSeq, a predicted model, not a curated record